UAUCAAGCUCCUUGGUACAUAACAACCAAAUGCAAAUGCAAAACCUUCUUUAACGCUGAUCUUCUCUCUUUAUCCAUUUUUUGCCAGAACACCCAAUUUGAUGUCUCAUUCAAGUCUAGAAAGGAAGCUUCAACCUGCAAAAAAGGUGUGGAAACGCUUCAAGAAAGCACUUGAAUCAAAAUUCCAUAGCUUCAACUCCUCAAGAUCAGUCAAGAUCAUUAAAACCAAAGCUAACAGCUUUCUCUCUUACUGCUCUCUCCAUUUCUUUAAACUUUUCAAGAAACGUUCCAUUACAAGAUCUCCACCCUAUCGUAGCCACCUUAAUUUUUAUAGCAACAAGAACCAGCUUCAUAGGAAUUUAUUUUCACCUAUAUAUAUAGACCAGCUUUAUUCUGCAGAGGCUACAGAUUCAGCUGCAGAGCAGGCCAAGAAUUUGCAUUCACAUGCAGAAACGAGUAGUAGUAGUAGUAGUAGUAGAGGUAAACAAGUGGUUGACGAUGACAAGGUUCUUCCAAGAAGAGAAGGAAAGGCAAAGGAGAAGGUUUUGUAUAGUAUAGAAGAUGCAUGGAGAGAAGUUGUUGCUAAAUCUCCACAGUUGCGACCGGUGGAUGAGAGAGCUGAGGAAUUUAUAUCUAAGUUUCAUCAAGAAAUGAAGCUACAGAAGGAGAAAUCAGUUCAUGAAUUUGAGGAGAUGUUGGCUAGGAGUGCUUAAGAUUUGCAUUAAUACCUUUUUUUAUCACUAAUUUCUCUAAAUACCUGAUAUAUAUGGAAGUGUGAAUUAUUACCAAGAAAAAAGAUAUGACAUGGUGAUGAUUAUAAGCCUUGCUGAUUUUAGGGCCUUCCUUUCUUUUCUCUGUUUUUUGUAACUUAUGAAGUGAAGGCCAUAUGAUUUUUUUUUUUUUCUUUUAAAUCUUUUAACACAUAUAAAGAGUUGGUCCUUACUAUAAUGUAAAGAGCGUAUGAUAUUGUGUGAGAUUUGUUAUGUAUUAAUUUCUUGAUUAUCAUCUAAUGUAUGGGAUUUUGAUUGUGCAUUGCA
Messenger RNA from Jatropha curcas, 1036 nucleotides. Its product is annotated as cotton fiber protein. The record is from RefSeq and is a predicted model, not a curated record. NCBI's taxonomy places the organism in Eukaryota, Viridiplantae, Streptophyta, Magnoliopsida, Malpighiales, Euphorbiaceae.